AUGUCUGAAUAGCAUUUACAAGAGAAUAAAUUUACUUAUGUAAAUACAUUGUAGCUAAUUAUCUAUAGAGUUCAAAUCUUGUAAUUCAGAGGGAAUCAGGACCAAGGACUGAUGAGCCAACAGGUGAACCUGAAUCAUUGGUUGGAAAGAUCAACCCAAGAAUGAUGGGUACCAAAGCUGUAAAGGAUAAGCCAGUGAAAAGUAAGAAAGAGUAGAGUUUAAAUUUGGGAAAGUAAGUGAAUAUGGAAAUAGAGGAAGGAGUUGGAAUGCCUACUUAUGAUAAUCUAUUAUAUAUUCCAAAAACUAAGGACAAUAGAUUACACUAUGAGAGAUUAUUGUCUAUAGUUUAUGGAUUAUUUUAGGAAUAAUCAUAAGAUGUGAUAAAGUCUAUUGUAGAUGAAGUGUUGGCUAUAAUGAGAUAAGAAGUAGAAGCAAUAAUUGGAAAGUUGACAAAUGAGCUAUUUUCAGAUAUUGUAUUAUCAACUAAAGCAAUAACUGAUUAUAAUCCUGAAAUAACUUAAGGUAAUACAGAUGAGAUGUAAUUACCAUUGAAUUUGGAAGAAGAAUAAGAUUCAAGUGAUAUGGAGGAAAUAAUUGAAGAAGAAGAUGAUUCUCAAGAAUAGAAUGAAUAGACUAUCAAAGCAAAAGUACAAGUUGAAGAAACCAGAAACAAAAUAGUUGAUAUAGAUGGAUUUUGGUUAUAGCGGGAAUUGUAGAAAAUAUAUUAAGAUCCAAUAGUAGCAUAAUAGAUGGAAUAAACAGUCUUAGACAUUUUGAAAUUACAAACUGACAUUGAAUGUGAAAAUUAAUUGGUUUUAUUGUUUGGUUAGGAUCGUUUUGAUUUAAUUAGAUUAUUACAUGCAAAUAGACAUAAAAUAUUUUAUUGCACUCUAUUAAGUAAGGCUUAGAGUACUGAAUAAAUUGAAUAAAUUCAUUCUUAAAUGAGAUAGACAUAAGAAGGUCUCUAAAUUUUAAUGGAAUUAUAGAAAAAGAAGAAAAAUGAUGCUUAAUUUUAAAUUAUUUAAGAAGAAAACGAAAAAUAAUAUUAUGAAUCAAUAAAUAUUACUGAUCAAGAUCUAUAAGGUCUUUCAAAAAAGAUUAUUAAUCUAGAAUAAUUAUAAUUUGUAUCUUAAGGACAUUUAAUGUCAAAUGAGAAAUGUCAUUUACCUCCUCAUUCUUUCAAAGUCACUAAGAAAGGAUAUGAGGAGAUUUACAUUCCUGCUCCAAAACCUAAUGUUCAUAAAGAUAAUUUAGUUUAAAUAGGUGAAUUACCUGAGUUUGCUUAAUAAGCAUUCAGAGGUUUCAAAGAACUUAACACUAUUUAGAGUGUUGUAUAUGAAAAAGCAUUAUUGAGUAAUGAGAAUAUGUUGAUUUGUGCACCUACUGGAGCAGGUAAAACUAAUAUUGCUUUACUUACGAUGUUAUAAACUAUUGGUGAAUAUUAUCAAAAUGGUAUUGUUGACAUUUAGAAAUUUAAAAUUAUUUAUAUAGCACCUAUGAAGGCUUUGGUAAAUGAAAUGGUACAUAAUUUUUAAAAUAGAUUAGAACCAUAUAAUAUUAAAGUUGCUGAAGUUACUGGAGAUACUCACUUAACCAAACAUCAAUUGAAUACUAUUUAAGUGUUAAUAGCUACACCAGAGAAAUGGGAUAUAUUGACUAGAAAAAUAUAAUAAAAUGAUUUUAUUUCUUUAGUAAGAUUAGUAAUUAUUGAUGAAAUUCAUUUAUUACAUGAUAGUAGAGGCCCAGUUAUUGAGUCAAUAAUUGCAAGAUAGUUGAAAUUAAUGGAAGAGAGAUAAGAAGUAGUAAGAAUUGUAGGAUUAUCAGCCACUCUACCAAAUUAUUCUGAUGUGGCUACAUUUAUCAGAGUUAAAUAGAGUGGUGUAUUCUUUUUUGAUAAUUCUUAUAGACCAGUUCCACUAUAAUAAUAGUAUAUUGGAAUCAAUGAAAAGAAACCAAUUAGAAGAAUGUUAUUAACAAAUGAAAUUUUAUAUGAGAAGGUGAUUGAAAGAAUCACUAAUCAUAAAUUCUAGUGUUUGUUCAUUCAAGAAAAGAAACUGUUAAAACUGCAAAGACAUUAAAAGAAAUGCAUUUUCAAAAGAUGAAUUAUCUAAAUUUAUACGAGAGGAAAGUUCCUCAAAGAAAAUACUGGAGACAGUAAUUGCUUAAGAAGACAUAAAACCAGCUGAUUUAAAGGAAUUAUUAGGUAGCGGCAUAGCAAUUCAUCAUGCUGGAUUAUGCAGAGGAGAUAGAGAUUUAAUGGAAAGUCUUUUCGAAAAAAAGAAUAUACAAAUUUUAAUAUCUACAUCUACCUUAGCUUGGGGAGUUAAUCUUCCUGCUCAUACUGUUAUUAUUAAAGGAACAUAAAUAUAUUCACCAGAAUAAGGAAAAUGGAUUGAAUUGAGUCCUUAAGAUAUUUUAUAAAUGAUGGGUAGAGCUGGCAGACCUAGAUAUGAUACAUCUGGAGAGGGAAUUAUAUUGACUACAUAUUAAGAACUUAAAUAUUACUUAUCAUUAUUAAAUGUUCAAUUACCAAUAGAAUCAUAAUUUGUAUCAUAACUAGCUGAUUAAUUAAAUGCUGAAGUUGCUUAAGGGAAUAUCAAAAAUCUGAAAGAUGGAGUAAAAUGGUUAGGUUAUACAUAUUUAUAUGUAAGAAUGUUAAGAAAUCCUUAAUUGUAUAAUAUUCCAGACUAUAACAAUGAUUAAGCAUUAAUAAAAUAUAGGGCUGAUUUAAUUCAUUCUGCAUGUUUAUUAUUAGAUAAGAAUAGUUUAGCUAUUUAUGAUAAAAAGAGUGGAAAUAUUGAAAGUACUAUUUUAGGUAAGAUUGCUAGUAAUUAUUAUAUCAAAUAUCCGAGUAUGUAAGUGUAUAAUUAGCAUUUAAAAUAGAAUAUGGGUAUGAUUGAUAUUUUUAAGGUAUUUUCAUUAUCACAUGAAUUUAAAUUGAUUCCAAUUAGAGAAGAAGAAAAGAUGGAAUUAUAAAAGUUAAUGAUGAGUGUACCUGUUCCAAUAAAAGGAUCUCCUGAAGAUUCAACAACGAAAAUAAAUGUAUUUUACUUCUAAUGA
This is a messenger RNA of Paramecium sonneborni, 3060 nucleotides long. The record is from the annotation of a GenBank genome assembly. NCBI's taxonomy places the organism in Eukaryota, Ciliophora, Oligohymenophorea, Peniculida, Parameciidae.